Messenger RNA from Gregarina niphandrodes, 966 nucleotides. Its product is annotated as putative glutathione S-transferase domain protein. Bases 1 to 966 code for a protein of 321 amino acids. NCBI's taxonomy places the organism in Eukaryota, Apicomplexa, Conoidasida, Eugregarinorida, Gregarinidae. The transcript has a single exon. The record is from RefSeq and is a predicted model, not a curated record.
AUGGCGUUUGAGAGCUGGAAAUUGGUGUUGCUCCAUUGGAUGGAUUUGAGCUUCCAGUUUACCAAGGAGCAUUUUGUAUGGGGUUACUUGGUGCUAGAUCAGUUGACGUUGAUGUUGGCAUCAUUGUCACGUCUAAUGUCAGGUUAUAUAAGUGCAGAUGGUUUGGAGCAAUGUCGUAGACCAGUUAAGCCUUUGGAGCUGUAUGAGUUCCAGGCUUGCCCAUAUUGCCGACGAGUACGGGAAACGUUGCACUAUUUGGCUAUUGACUACAUAUGUUACCCUACGCCGAAGGAGUCGCUUAAGAGUCAGGGUGUUUUCAUCAAUAGCCGAUUCCGGCCGGCUGUGAAGACUCUAGGUGGUAAGUGUCAGUUCCCAUUCCUGGUUGAUAAGAACGUGUUUGACAACGCGGUAGAAUUUGACCCCAAGGUGUCGGCUAUCAUCAAGAACAACACAAGGGACGGUGCUGUGAUGCUUUAUGAGUCCGGAGACAUUAACGCCUACCUGUGGGCCGUGUACGGUGACAAGGCGGUACCCUCUCUGCGAUGGCGUAUUAUCCAAUCAGAGUGGUUCGACUCCGUCAGCCGCGUCAUUACAAUGAUCGCCAGACCUUGCUUGGACAUGGGUGUCUUCAGAGCCGCAUCUCGCCAACCCGAAAAGCCUCUGCAGUUCUGGGGCACUGAAGGCUCCGCACCAUGUGCACGUGUGCUAGAGACUCUUGCCACUCUCGAACUACCCUACCAUUGCCAUCCCAUGCCCCAAGGAUACGCCCCUGUUAGGAAGGCCUUUGCUAAAGAACACGCCGACAAAAUUAGCGGCUGGAGGAAGUCCGUCGGCUUCGUCAAACAGCCUUUCCUCAGAGAUCCUAACACAGGCAUCGAUAUGUUCGAGAGCCGAGACAUUGUACAAUAUCUCAAGAAAACAUACCAAACCGCACCAGUUCCCGGAGAGAGAUGGAUCACCAGUUAA